UAAAGUUGCGACUGAUUGUUAAGCCUAGAGUCGAUUAAUCUAGACGAAGAACCUAGUGACCGCGAAAACUCUUAUUCCAAGGUUUUUAUAACAACGCACGAACUUACACGGUGACACACUGUACACAUUCAUAGCGUCUUCGAGCGAGAGUCCGUUGGGGGCCCUACGCAAUGGAUAGAAAUUCCUUCUUGUCUGCUUACAACUUCAGGGUGUUUGAAGACGACCAGAUCGUGCCUGACUGUUCGCUGCCAACGAAAGUAGAUGGUGUAAAACCUGUCAAUACAACAGGGUGUGUUUAUCAGCCUAAGAGCGAACUGGACGCCUAUCUGGGACGGCAUGAAUGGGGCCGGAUGCCGGAAGCCCUGCCACAAAAGCCCCGCCGAGAAAGUGCUUCACAAGUGGACGAAUUCUUCGAAGAACACACAGAGUUUGUCCCUAACAACCACCUAGGGGUCGCUGUGGUCGGCUAUAGCAUGUACGGGUCUACAGCCCAAGCUGUUCGGGGUAUGAACGGGUAUAAUCCCGACGUUCGAGGAUGUCAGCCUCCGCACUUCGGCCGUUCGUAUCACCACCAUUAUCAUCAUCAAACAAGCGGUUGUGGGUACCCCAAAACUGAUGACGAACUAUUCCUCAAACCCGCGCCGGUACCAAGUCCCGAGGUGAAGUCGACUUUCUGGGAAGAUAUUACCGUAACUAUGAAGAUGGAGCCAGAAAUAGAGGCCAUCAAAUCCGAAUCUGUUCCCUUACCGUCCUGCCCGUAUACUCCAGUCCAAGCUACCGACAAGCAUGCAGAUAUGCAAGGGCUGUCGCAAGGCCAAUUUCUUGCUAACACCAUGCAGAUGUCCAGUUCGAUGUCAUCGCCAGAUGCACUGAGCAUUACGCCACGAAACAAUAUACAAAAUUAUAGAUUUCCCCUUGGACCCCCUCAGUCGCGGGUGUGUAUGCCUCCUACUCCUCCAAACUCUGAACCAGGAAGUCCAUCAACAGAAACGUUCUCCAUGAGUCGCCAGACACCCCCACCCCCAUAUUCAGUAUCAUCACAGACAACCACGCUUCCGGCUACUCUGGUGUCCAGCCUUCACUCCAAUAAUAAGUUCAACCGAAGGAAUAACCCGGAUCUGGAGAAAAGGCGGAUACAUCACUGCGACUACCCUGGCUGUACAAAGGUUUAUACAAAAAGCAGUCAUCUGAAGGCCCACCAGCGUAUCCACACAGGUCACCCCUAUCGGUGUCACUGGCCCGAGUGUCAAUGGCGGUUUGCCCGUUCCGACGAACUCACCCGACACUAUCGGAAGCACACCGGAGCCAAGCCUUUUAAAUGUAAAGUGUGCGACCGAUCGUUUGCCAGGUCCGAUCACCUAGCUCUACACAUGAAGCGCCACCAACCAAAAAUAAAGUGAUACCUCACCGUCCCCAGAGUGCGACAGUUUAGAGGAGACGCUGAGUGUGUGUGUGUGUGUGUGAAAGGCCAGAUCCUGGUGGAAUGUGAAAGACGCCAAGCGUGUUAUACGCACCACCCACCAGGAGGUGUGAUAAGCCGGAAAGAAAUUGAUGAAUUGUUUCUUUAUUUGAAAUUUUACGAAACUUGUCUGCGUCUUGAACCAUUGGUGUUCGCUUGCUCUUUGAGACAAUUAAGACACGACAAAUUAGAUUACACUUCGGAAAAUGGUUUUCCUUGGACCAUUAACAUCUGUAUUUUUAUGCGAGUUUAAACUCUUGAUUCCAGUGAAACACUCUUCUACAUAUUUUAUGUGCCAUUCUCUUUUUCAAUGUAAUCCGCCCUGCUUCUCGAAGUAUCCGGAACGACAGGCCUGUGAUUGUACAGCCGUUAGAUAAAAGGUUUUACAUUC
Limulus polyphemus (Atlantic horseshoe crab) is the source of this 1850-nucleotide messenger RNA. Its product is annotated as Krueppel-like factor 5. Gene Ontology annotation, biological process: regulation of transcription by RNA polymerase II. Gene Ontology annotation, molecular function: DNA-binding transcription factor activity, RNA polymerase II-specific; RNA polymerase II cis-regulatory region sequence-specific DNA binding. NCBI's taxonomy places the organism in Eukaryota, Metazoa, Arthropoda, Merostomata, Xiphosura, Limulidae. The coding region runs from base 171 to 1400 and encodes 409 amino acids. The record is from RefSeq and is a predicted model, not a curated record. The transcript has 5 exons.